Molecule: messenger RNA, 2199 nt
Organism: Aureobasidium musti
Lineage: Eukaryota; Fungi; Ascomycota; Dothideomycetes; Dothideales; Saccotheciaceae
Source: the annotation of a GenBank genome assembly
AUGGAGAGCCUCCAAAACACCAACAUGGAGAGCCUCCAAAACACCAACAUGGAGAGCCUCCAGAACGAAGACAUGCGCACUGUACUCGAUGCCGUGGACGAACUACGUACAGUUGGUGUCAACAACAUCAUCCCUCUCCCACAGAUUGUCGCUUGCGGUGAUCAAUCCACAGGCAAGAGCUCCCUCCUGGAGGCGCUGACUGGUAUUCCAUUCCCUCGAGACACUGGACUUUGCACGCGCUUCGCUACUCAAUUCGUCCUUCGCCGCGCUGAUGAGGGUUCCAUCGCUGUCAACAUCAUUCCUGGCCCAAACCGAGUCGAUCAGAAUGAGCGUGAGCGCCUUGAAAACUUCGGAAGGGGCAAGACGUUCAACNCCACUAAAUUGGGUGAACUCAUCGAGGAAGCUACUCAAGUUAUGGGCCUUCCUCCACUGACAGGCAAGAAACCCAAGGUCGUUCGCGCUUUCUCACACGACGUGCUUAGUAUCGCCAUUUCUGGUCCCGAUCGUCCUUCGCUUACUCUGGUCGAUACACCUGGCUUGAUCAAAUCCAAGGGCAAAUAUCAGUCUCUUGAAGACAUCAAGACAAUCGAGGCCCUGGUCAAGUUCUACAUCAAUCAAGACAGCACAAUCUUGCUAUCCGUACUGUCAGCCAUGUACCAGUAUGAGCUUCAGCAAAUACCUGCUCUAAUCACAGAGGACGCUGCGCCACGUACCCUUGGCAUCAUCACAAAGUCUGACGGCCCAGGAGCCGAUACUGCACUCGAGGGCGAGUACAUUGAACUUGCACAGAACCAAGUUCUACCUCUCGGUCAUGGCUGGCAUGUGGUCANNAAAACAGGUAGAUCCGAGAAGGAGAUGCACUUCGAUAUGGAACAGCGUGAUGAGGCCGAGAGAAACUUCUUUGCUGGAAGCAAUUGGACUGAGUUAGACUCGGCUCGGCUUGGUGUUCCUACUCUAACCAAUCGACUCGCCAAACUGCUCUACCAACAUGUGCUCGCUGCCAUCCCUGGUCUCCAGAACAGUCUGAAGGUUAAGCUCCAAGAAGUUCAAGAAAGACUCGAUGAGCUUGGCCCGGGUAGGGGCACAGUUCAGGAACAUCGUGGUCUUCUGGUUGAUAUUGCUUCUCAGUUUCAACGUUUUGCUGAAGUGGCCAUUGACGGCAACUACAAGAAGGAUUCCUUCUUUGGACUGCCUUCUCGCAAAGUCUCGACAGACGUCAACCACAACGACCGUCGCCUUCGUGCGCUUGUACAAGACGCACACCGACAAUUUUCAUAUGCCAUUCGUCGUCAUGGAGCUGCAUACGAGGUCACAGAGACACCUACCGAGUGGGAUGCAUCCGACAGUGACGGUGACUUGCUUGGUCUCUCAGACACCACACUACGCCCUCCCUACAGCAACUUUGCAUCAGAACAGCAGAAGAUAAGUUUUGAAACUUAUGUCAACUAUGUGCAGGAUCUUGAGAAAUACUUCCGUGGCGCUCAGCUUUCUGGCAUGUUCAAUCCCGACAUUGUGGACGAGUUGUUCCGUAAGCAUUCUUCUCGCUGGUCAGAACUCGCAAGAGCACAUAUCAGAGAGGCGAACGAGCAUUGCAGAAACUUUAUCAUGACGCUUCUUUCUCAAGUUGCUCCACGAGACAUUGCCGGCAGAUUGGAAGCGAAACUUCGGCCUACUCUUCAGCAUCGCGAAGAGGAGGCAUUCAAGGUGCUCGACAAGUUCCUGCAGGUCGAGCGAAGUGUGCUCAUGACGUACGAUCCAAAGUUCACAAGAACAGUUGAAAGACUCCGAAUUGAACGUAUGAACCGCAAAUCGAGUGAGGGCACCAUAUCCAGCCCAAUGAGCGAAAUCUCACCACCACCUGCCAAGAUGCCUCGUACCGACACGAAGAGCCAGGUCAACAUAGAUGGUCUUGCUGCAGAAGAUGCCCUCUGCAUCAGCUGGGUCUACUACCGUGGCCAGCUUGAACAUUUUGUCGCCUUCUUGACCAAACACAUCAUCGAGUCAUAUAUGGUCGAAGGCUUGGACAAGAUCUUGUCACCUAAAGACUUUGGAAGCAUGACCGACGAGGAGACACUUUUGCUGGCUACCGAGGCUGAGGAGUUGGUCGAAGAGCGCAAAGGUCUUCUGCGCNAAAAGGAGAUUCUCNAAAAAGGCAAGGCCAAGUUCGACGCUGCCUUGAAAAGAAGUAGAGGAAUGUGA